UCCACUUCAAUGAUAUUAUUACCCUUUGUAUAUCUAUUAUCUAUGGUACGGUUAUUAUCAAAAUGAGCGGUCAACAUAUCCGUUAUGAUGAAUCUGACGAUUGUUUUUAUUCAAGUGAUAAUGAUGAAGAUUUACAAAUUGAUGCUCCUGAGAAAAAUACCUCUGACGACAGAGAGGAAGUAUUUGGUAUCUACUCUGACAAUGAAAGCAGUGAUAUUGCCAUGAGUGAUGUUGAAGAACAGGAGGACAAUGAUAUCCCGGACAUAAGAGCAUGGGGAAAAGGAAAAAAGAAAUAUUAUUCAACAGAUUAUGUUGAUAAGGACUAUAACACUUCCCACGGCAAAGAUGCCUUACUAGCUGAUAUAGAAGAAGAAGAGGCAAAACAAUUGCAGUUACAAUUAGUACAACAAUUGCAAGAUACAGAUUUUCAUUUUGAUAUGCUGCCAAAGUGUAAAGAAGAUACAACAAAAUUUGAAGAAACUGUUAUUACUGAUGUAUCAAAUUUAACCAAACGCCAAAAGAUGGAUAUUUUUCGAGCAGAUGCCCCUGAAUUUUUUGGACUUAUUGGAGAUUCCAAAGAAAAGUUUAGCACAAUAAAAAAUAUCUUGAAGCUACUGAAAAAUAAUUUUACUACAAAUGGAGUAAAUGAGAGCGGAGCUUUAGAAUUUCUUUAUAAGCAUUUACAGUUGAUAUUAAACUAUUUGGUAAACAUUGGCAUAUAUUUGUUACUUAAAUCUCAAAAAGCUGCUAUUAAAACACAGAAUAUUUUCAAAAAUUGUAGAUUUCUUGCCUAUUAA
Molecule: messenger RNA, 797 nt
Organism: Agrilus planipennis (emerald ash borer)
Lineage: Eukaryota; Metazoa; Arthropoda; Insecta; Coleoptera; Buprestidae
Product: something about silencing protein 10-like
Exons: 6
Coding region: 63-797 (244 amino acids)
Biological process (GO): maturation of SSU-rRNA from tricistronic rRNA transcript (SSU-rRNA, 5.8S rRNA, LSU-rRNA)
Cellular component (GO): small-subunit processome; nucleolus
Source: RefSeq, a predicted model, not a curated record